AUGGCUAAGUUUUUACUCGUACUCGCAGCUACUGCCUUGGUAGCUCUUGCGGAGCCUCCAGUUGGUUAUCCUUCUGGCGGCCCUCCUGCGGGUACAGGUCUCUCUCUACCAGGCCAGUUUGGUUCCCCUUCUAGCCAAUAUGGUGCUCCUGGCGGAUUUGGAUCCGACUCUCCCUCUAGCCAAUAUGGUGCCCCUGGUGGUGGAUUUGGAUCCGGCUCUCCCUCUAGCCAAUAUGGUGCCCCUGGUGGAUUUGGAUCCGGCUCUCCUUCCAGUCAAUACGGUGCUCCUGGUGGAUUUGGAUCAGGCUCUCCUUCUAGCCAAUACGGUGCCCCUGGAUUUGGAGGAAAUGGUGGAAAUGGUGGCUACAGUAACGGAAACGGAUACAGCAAUGGAAAUGGCAAAAAUGGUUACAGCAACGGUAAUGGAAAUGGCAACGGAUACAGCAAUGGUAACGGAAAUGGCAACGGAUACAGCAAUGGUGGAUAUAGCAACGGUGGAUACAGCAAUGGAAAUGGUUUCGGAGGAAAUGGUGAUGCUAACAAGUACGCUCCUUCAGCUUCCAAGGUGAGUUUCCGUCUUGGCAACUACAAGAAGAAUGGCAACGGAUUCGGAAAUGGAAAUGGAAACGGAAACGGAAAUGGAUAUAGCAGUGGAGGUCCCUCAAGCCAAUAUGGAGCUCCUGGUUUUGGAUCUGGAUCUCCUUCUGGACGUUAUGGAGCACCUAAUGGUUUCGGAUCAGGAUCUCCCUCAAGCCAGUAUGGAGCCCCUAACGGAUUUGGUUCAGGAUCACCUUCCAGCCUGUAUGGUGCACCCAACGGUAAUGGAUCUCCUUCCAGCCAAUACGGAGCUCCUAACGGAUUUGGAUCUGGUUCUCCCUCUAGCCAGUACGGUGCACCUAAUGGUUUCGGGUCUGGAUCUCCUUCAAGCCAAUAUGGCGCCCCUAACGGAUUCGGGUCUGGAUCUCCUUCUAGCCAAUAUGGCGCCCCUAACGGAUUCGGAUCUGGCUCUCCUUCAAGCCAAUAUGGCGCCCCUAACGGAUUCGGAUCUGGCUCUCCUUCAAGCCAAUAUGGCGCCCCUAACGGAUUCGGAUCUGGAUCUCCUUCCAGUGAGUACGGUGCCCCUGGAGGCUCUCCCACCAACACCUACGCUUCUCCUGGCCAGUUCUCUUCCAACCCUCCCUCCAGCGAGUACGGAGUUCCCGGAGCCGGCACUGGAUCUAACGGAGGAUACACUUACUAAAUUCAGCCACGCGAUGCCAACUACGAAGUCACCAUUUGUACAACUCAACUAAUUUAUAAGAUACCACCUCUCACAUCAUUGUGAUAUUAUUUAUUUGUAUAUUUGUGAGUGUGACUGCGUGUA
Messenger RNA from Homalodisca vitripennis (glassy-winged sharpshooter), 1362 nucleotides. RefSeq names its product pro-resilin-like. The coding region runs from base 1 to 1239 and encodes 412 amino acids. The transcript has 2 exons. Gene Ontology annotation, cellular component: RNA polymerase II transcription regulator complex. Gene Ontology annotation, molecular function: transcription coactivator activity. Gene Ontology annotation, biological process: positive regulation of transcription by RNA polymerase II. The record is from RefSeq and is a predicted model, not a curated record. Lineage: Eukaryota; Metazoa; Arthropoda; Insecta; Hemiptera; Cicadellidae.